AUGUUGAACCACGAUCAGCAGCAGCAGCAGCAGCGGCAGUAUGCAACGGGUCCGCGGCAGAACAGUGGACAACCGCAAGCCGGCACGAACGGCGGUAGCCAUUCGUCGGCAGAGAACUCGCCCGACCAUAGCCAUACCGCCACCAGCUUCUUCAUGUUCGACGAGCUCAGCUCGGCACUGCACGAUGAGCGUAACAAUGGCAACAGCAACCACCACCAUCAUCUCCAGCAGCAGCAGCACCGGGUGCAGCAAUCGCCCGCGAACGGAAGCAGCCCCAAGUCGGCGGUCAGCUCCAACAACUCCGGCAGCACCAACAGUUUGCUCAGCAAUGGCGACAGUCUAAUGGCACGAAUCAAUCAGCUCAAUCAGCAACAUCAGCAGCAGCAGUACAGUGCUAGUGGUACCGGAUCACCGUCGCAUGGUGCAACGAUCGACGGUAGCACAAUAGGAGUGGUCGCAACCAUGCGCACUUCGCCCACGAAUGGUUGUGGCAGUGCGGCGGUCAGUGCCCUUGCACAACAGCACCAGCAGCAAAUGCUCGCGUCCGCAUUGGUACGGAGCGGUGGUGCCUCAUCCUUUGCGCAACACUCACCGAUCGAUGGUACGGAUGGCACAACAUUCCCAGCUGCCGCAGCGGUCACCAGCAUCCAGCAACAGUAUGGUGGUGGUGGUGGUGUUGGAGUUGGUGGUGGUAGUGCCCAGUUCCACAACAGCAACUUUGGUCAAACUGGCCACCAGCAACAGCAACAGCACAAAGUGACCUUUUAUCAGAGUCAACAACAGCAACAGCAGUAUCAUCUUCAGCAUCACCAGAACACACAGCAGAGGCCGGGUUUCGGUAAGUCUCCCGAUGCGCACAUUGAUCCCAGCAGGACGGUCACACAACUGAACCACGCAAUGGAACUGUUCGAAGCCGCGGGAACCACCAACGCCACCACAACCACAGCCAUCAAUGGCGGCGGGGACAACUAUCAUUUCAAAACGCUGGUACCGUCGGUCGCGGCCGGUGCCAUCAUCGGCAAGGGUGGCGAAACGAUUGCCUCGCUACAGAAGGACGCCGGUGCCCGGGUGAAGAUGUCCAAAUCACACGACUUCUAUCCCGGAACCACCGAGCGUAUCUGUCUCAUUAGCGGCACGGUCGAGGGCAUCCUGACCGUGCUCGACUUUAUCACUGACAAGAUCCGCGAGAAACCCGACAUUACCAAAGCACUGACCGAGGCGGACGCGAAGCAGGCCCAGGAGCGCGACAAGCAGGUCAAGAUCCUGGUGCCGAACACGACCGCGGGCAUGAUCAUCGGUAAGGCCGGUGCGUACAUCAAACAGAUCAAGGAGGAGUCCGGCUCCUACGUGCAGAUCUCGCAGAAGCCGAAAGAGCUGACGCUGCAGGAGCGUUGCAUCACGAUCAUCGGCGAGAAGGAGAACAACCGGAUUGCAUGCAAGAUGAUCCUGGCCAAGAUCGUCGAAGAUCCCUCAUCCGGCACCUGCUUGAACGUAUCAUACGCAGACAUCAACGGACCGGUGGCCAACUUCAACCCCACUGGUUCGCCAUUCGCCGCCUCACAGAAUCCCAAUUUCAGCUCCAGCACCGCCUCACUCAACUCCGCCAUCAGCGGGCCGCUGCCGAGUGCGACGGCCACCGGUUUGCUGGUCAACGGCACCGGACUCAAUCUGUCAUUAAACCUAGGUGCACCAUCACCACAGACUAAUCCUACAGCUAUCACACAAUUGCUUGAUCAUAUUAAGACUGCCAUGCGACAGUCCGGCUACUCGGACACGGCCACGGCUGAGGUGCAUGCCGCCCUCACCGUGCUGGCUAAGUAUGGCGUCCUCGGCAUCGGUGUCGGUCUCCAGAAUGGUACACACUCGACCACGCUCGGCUACCUGGGCAUGCCGGAAAUGCAACAGUCGACGGCGGCCGCAGCGGCAGCAGCAUCGGCGGCCACCGGCGUGUACGGUGCCGUCGGCCAGCUCAACCUCGAUUCGUUCCUUCACGGGGCGGGCACGGCGACGCCCCGCACCACCACCAUCGAUCGCUACGAUCCGACCACGUUCGAUCCGUUCCGGCAUCCGGGCACACAGGCGGCCACACCGAUCUCGAUCAACAACAACGCGUUCGGUUUGGGCAACCCGAGCGCCCUGAACGCGGCCGCACAGACGCUCGGUUCGCUCAGCAAGAGCCCGACACCGGCCGAGAUGACCACGAGCAAGGAGAAGAACGUCGAAAUCCCGGAGGUGAUCGUGGGUGCCAUUCUCGGACCGGCCGGGCGCAGUUUGGUCGAAAUCCAGCACAUAUCCGGCGCGAACAUUCAGAUCUCGAAGAAGGGCAUCUUUGCGCCGGGCACGCGCAACCGGAUCGUCACCAUCACCGGCCAACCGAACGCGAUCAACGUGGCGCAGUAUCUAAUAGAGGAGCGCAUCAGCCAGGAGGAGACGAAGCGGGCGUGCCAGACCGCGGCCAAUGCGGCGGCCACCAACAAAACAUCCGCCGCGUCCGUCGCCACCGUGACGCAAUAGGGGUGCCGAACGGCAACAGGAGCAGCAGCAACUGCAGCCGCCGCCGCCGCCGCUUCUAGCCUAGCAGCUUUCGCUAGUCCGCCCAAAAGUCGCCUACAGUCAGCGAUCGACGAAUUCAAGGCCAACAUUCAUCUGUACGUAGCGCAUCCUUCAAUCUGAAACGGAGCAUAGUUGUGUGCUAGACAGCAGCAACAACAAAAAAGUAGGCAAAAGACGAGUGUUAGCUAGGGGUCAUAGUGAUAGUGGUGUGCAAAACGGAAAGCAAGACAUACUAGUAGAUACUGUUUACGUUCAGUUACGGGCCCCAACAUCACAAAGGAGGCGUUAUAGGCGUAACGUGGGCUUUACGAGUUAGCGUAAAGUGAUUAGCAUUAAUCAUACGUUCGAGUGUUGGUGGAUUUGUCGGUGAGUUUUCCACGGAUUUGCUCGCAGAAGACGGUCGCAAAGGGACCCGUUUUGUUGUGGGAUAAUGUGUUUUUUUUAAAGGAGUUUGUUUAUUGUUACACGUCCAUCGUUUCAUCGUACUUUGUUGUUAAUUUUAAUUCGCGCAUAAUAGUGGGCCCAACGUUCUGGGCAGACGGGCCCAAUUCGUUCAUUUCUGUAGGCAUAAAUUGUUCCAAAACACUGUUGACAGCUAAGUUGGUAACGUGAAACGAUUAAAUCACAACCCAGACGUGGAUGCAUUAGCGGGAAGAGAAACGGAACAAACGCAGAGCAGAAUGCAAAAAUUGAUCAAUGAAAUGAUUUCGCAUUGUGAUAGCGGAAAUGUAAUGAAGGGAAGGUUUACAGAUCGUUUAGGUUAUAAUCAAAUGGGGUGGUUCACAAAAACACAAACACACACACACACAUUCGCAUACACGUACACAAACUAUUGCAAAUUACAUCUGUAGGAGAGCAAACCAAAUGGCGGAUGCUCUGCUGCAUAAUUGUUAUUUUUACUAGAUAAAUUGAGUCCGUGAUUGUUCGUCGAGCGAUAUAAUCAUACACGAGCAACACAAAUAGGAGAGAAUCACACAUAAUUCACGUGUGCAACCAUUUACCAGAAACACAUACACCCACACAACAUACAAACAUGUAUAGAAAAUUUUAACGAAAAAACAUAAAGCAUGAGCUAGAGAAAGUGGUAUCGAAAGAAUCUAAAAUAGUAAACAAAAAAGUUAAACUAAAGAAACAAAGUUAUAAAACAAGUACGUUACUGUUUCAUAAAUAACAUCACACCCACACACGUUUAAGAGAGAGCGACAAAAAAAACAUAAACAUAAAAGCAUAAAGCAUGUUGGUAGGAUAAAUGUUUCAUUUGUUCGGAGAAGAGCCCCCGGUAGAGCGUAAGAGCUAGAACGAAAAACAACCAUUAAAUGCAACAGUCAAACAUGUUACCCCUUGUUCGCUUACAUUUGUUUGCGUAGCGGAUGCAUGCAACAAUGUUGCACGUGCGAAGUAGGAAUUCGAAAAAAAGCAAACCUUUUUUUUCCAUUCGAUGCAUCACAGCUUGGUUGUGCGGGUUUAUGUUCGAAGGGGUUUUCUCUUUUCCUUGGCAGCCCAUUAGCAAUUUGCAAAUGCUGCCCAUGAUGCCAGUCGGUCAUACACAUAUGCCGUUAAUCAAUACCAAAAAGAAUCAUCGUUGCUAGAUCAACACAACCCACUAAACAUCGACAUCAACCGCAUCAUACAAUGCUUCCAGUUAGUUUGUUUUGUUUUUUUUUUGUUUUUAACAAUGUUUUUUUUUGUUUGUUCGUUUUUCCUAUUUUAUGUUAUUUGGCGGAACAAAGCGAGUGCAUACAUUCGAUUGUUAGACAACACAGGCCAUAGUCACCACUAAUCGAAAUCAUCAACACUAGCCACUAAUACCUGACAAGCAGGCAGUUUUUAAUCGUAGGUUAAUUGGUGUACUUUUUUUUCGUUCUCGUAUCUCGUUCUAACAAAACGAUAGAACGCUCCAAAGGAACGUGUCGGGAAAUGUGGAAUAUUAGGUGGGAAAAUGCAAAGAGCGAGCAGCAAUGCUACAGCCUCGAAGAGGAGAAGUUUCCGUUGCGAGGUAUCCGAACAUGCGGAAUGGAAUGGCACACGAUAACAGUCGGAACAUUAUUCUAGUGGUUUUAGUUUUAACAAGUAAAAAGUAGCGCUUUCUUUCUUACCUUUCCCUUUAUCUUACUGUGUUACGCAUGAAACUCUGUUGAAGCGGAUAAAACGGAGCGUGGUUAUACAGACAGACCGGGGUAUAUUCGUAGGCUAAAUAGGUAAUAAGCGAUAGGGCACCGGUCUCUGCAGAAACAAACGAUUGUUGUGGGUGAUAUAUGAAGGUACGGCUUUAACAAUCGUGUAUACACGAAAGCACGGAAGCCCUUUUCUAGCAUGGAUAGCUCCUGUUUUCAUCUAUAGCGUUUAUUUGCUUCAACCAAGUUUUGCUCGUAUUCCGGGGAAUUCCCCGUGCACAGUAACCAACGGGCCAGGCCUAAGAAUUCAUUUCUUCCAAACAACCGUACGUUUCGUUAUGCUUGCUUAAUGUUACCUUGUUUAGUUUAUUUAGCUAAGAAAAUGGGGAUAAAUCGAUAAGAGAAUGUGGCACACGUUUUAAAUAUCACCUGAAUGUAUGUUCUUCCAUUCUAAGACGUCCGGUGUGCAAUAUUUAUCAGCUUUCGAACUGCAAAUUAAUACCAAUUGCGUUGCUGCACGCAGUAUGGCAGAUGUUUUUUGUUUGUUUCUUUAUUUACACUUUACAACGUGUACUUCACGCAUACAGAUGAAUCUUUUAUGGAUGUUUUAUUUUCAUUUUGUUCUUCCCUUUAUUUCCGUGCAAACCAUUGCGCAAAGAUGUUUUUUUAGUACGUUCGUUCCAUUCUCGGGAGAUAUGGAACUCACCUCUUUAUUGUUGAAUAAGCUUAAUAAGUGCACUAAAAAUAAGCCGUUUUGUGGUAGAAAAUGAGGGAAGUGAGAAGAAGGAUACGAGAGAAACCACUCUUAGCAAAAAGAAGAGAAAAACACAACCAAAAAAGACGACAUACAACAAAUCCCCGAGAUCAUCCGUGUGGACAUACCGGCGAGUAUGCGAAAUGGAAGAUGAACCCACACAGAACGGAACUUGCAGGAAGAAAGGUAAAUGUGAAUGUUGAUGUUUGAUAAUAGAAGAAAAAUAUGAAAAGGCAAAGGAUGCGACAGAGAAAGAGACACGGAGAAAGAAAGAAAGGAUCAGUAUAGGGGACUGUAGGAACACUUGAGCAGUAAACACAAACAAAAGACACGUCGAAUUUUAUGUGCCAGGCCAUUUCAACCUCGAUAAGACUGUGUUGGGGCCACCUUCCACUAAAGGAGUGCCGUCUCCAGCGACAACAAGAAGCCGAGCUUCAUAUCCUUUGUUGCUUUGUCCUUGUCUGCUACUUUCUUUCUCUAUUGCAUCUUUCGCCCUCAUUUACCCUUCUUCCUGCCAAAGCUGUGGUAUGUGGGUGUGCGCGUAACUUUUCCCGUUUUCCUUUAUCGCUGUUUCUGUUUUGCACUAUUUAAAUUUGCAAAUGUACUUCCAACUUUCCUUUUCUUUGCAAUCGCCCGAUCGGUGAGACAUUCUGGUCGUGCAAGUUGCAAAACCGAUCCACCCCGUAACGGGAUCGAUGGAAGGUGGUGACUGUGCAGUAUGGGGGGGAGGGGGAUGGUAAAGUCCGCAACGGAAACGGGUACCGGAGUGGUUUUUGGUGAAGGAGGGCGAAGGCGAUACGGUGGGGUUUUGGUGGUGACUUUAUAUAAGCGAAUAAUUUUACGGUACAUUUAUCCAUUAAAAGUGUUAAAAUACACUCUCACGUGCGUACAUGUCAGAUGUUAAAGUGUUGUAAUUAUUAAAAACAUAUAUUUCUUCAUUCAGUUACCAUGAAAACCGUACGCCACGGCAGGUACGGUCCCCGAAACAGGAGGGGACAUUAAACAGUCACAGUAUGGAUGCGUAUGAGAGGCAAGGAAGUACGUAGGAUGUUCCGGUAGCGUGUAAUAGUUUGUAGCGCGUUUUGACGGGUUUCUUUUAUUUUCCUUUGUGAUUGCACCGAAAACAUCGAGAUCGAAAUAUGGUGGGCAUACGUUCAACAUCACAUCACGUAGUCAAUCAGUCGUCCGUCAUGCCAUGGGCAGUACGUAGAGCGGGAAUCUGUUAAAAGGUCUUAAAGCAAACCAACCCAACCUUUCAUUAUCACCAACACCAUGUAGCACGUUCACAAUGAUAGCACGUACACUCACACAGAAUACACACACCCACAUAGACAUAUAUUGCAUGCAUACACUCGUACCAUCUACUACUACUCUACUGUGUUAUGUUUUAUUCAAAGUUUAUCUAUAUUUAUAGGGAAAAUGUAAAGCCGAAAGAAGUGGACGCGCCUAGAUACAAAAAUACACACAAACAAACAAAGAAAUAAACAACAAAAGAACAGUUAAAAUGAAUGAGGAAAUAAAACCACAAGCGGAAAGCAACGCAAACCGUGUUGUGGUGCAGUAAAGGAAGAGCUGAGAGUGUAGUAGAAAAUUAACAAAUUGAAUAACCACAGAGAAAACGUGACUGUGGAUGUUACCGUAACAGGACUGGAAGUGCGUGCACGAGUGUAUGUAAAAUCAAACGGCAAACAACAAAUGAGAGAAGAAGAAAAAGGAGAAGAAGAAAACAGUAAGCAAGACAAGUGUUGUGUAGGAUAGGUGAAACGAAUCACAAUAUUAAAAUGCGGGAUAAAACCGAUGCAAGAAGGUUUUAAGAAUGAAAAUAAGAGAAAAUACAUGGAACAUUACAAGAGACAAAAAUGAACAUGGUGCAAAU
This is a messenger RNA of Anopheles moucheti, 7297 nucleotides long. It is a transcript of the gene pasilla, whose product is annotated as RNA-binding protein Pasilla. The transcript is spliced from 6 exons. Gene Ontology annotation, cellular component: cytoplasm; nucleus. The coding region runs from base 1 to 2514 and encodes 837 amino acids. The record is from RefSeq and is a predicted model, not a curated record. Gene Ontology annotation, molecular function: mRNA binding. NCBI's taxonomy places the organism in Eukaryota, Metazoa, Arthropoda, Insecta, Diptera, Culicidae. Gene Ontology annotation, biological process: mRNA splicing, via spliceosome; regulation of alternative mRNA splicing, via spliceosome.